GUAAAACUUGUGUCAUGGGAAUGUAACAUCAGGCGAAAAUUAAAUUUAAUUGUUUGGCUCCUGGUCUUGUCCUUGAAGUUUUCAUUGUAAUAUCAACGUGUUAAUUAAUUGAAUUUCAUGCUAUGGCGUUCUUCUUCUAAAUGGAUGUAAUACACGAAACAAUGACGGAAUAAACGUUGGGUCCAAAUCAUGUGGUUAGUCAUGUUAUACAGGCGUUAACGAUCCAUUGAUUUAAAGUUAAACGUUUAAAACAUUUUAAAAGUGAGGGUAUGGGGUGUAAUUCUAGCUCAGUUGAUGAUAUAUUAAAAGGAAAGGACGCGCGGAAACAGUCGGCCUGGAAAAAAGACUCCAGCAAUAUAACGUCACCCGUGGACAAUGGUAACGAUAAGUUUGACCCGCGUCUUCCACUGACGGUUCGACAGAAGUUCAACAUAAUGAAGUCGUGGAAAGGCAUUGCAAGAAAUAUCGAGGCGACUGGCGUUCUAAUGUUUUUAAGGCUCUUUGAGACGAAUGAGGAAGUUCGGACCAUGUUUACAAAGCUGGUUCACGACGGGAAAUAUGACAUUGCACAGCUGCGGGAGAGUAAGGAGCUCGAAAACCACGUCAAACAGGUCAUGUACACGUUAGACGAGGCCAUCUCCUCCCUAGAAGACGUCGACGUCACCGUCAACCUUCUGCUUAGCGUUGGCUCCUCUCACAGAAGGCUCAAGGAAAGAGGGUUCAAUCCCGCAGUAUUCUGGAAAAUCGAAGAACCGUUCCUGGUCGCAGUUAAAGAGACUCUUGGUGACCGAUAUACGGCCAAUAUGGAGCACAUCUACCGGAAAACCAUCAAGUUCAUACUGGAGACUCUUAUUGAAGGCUUCAAUAAAAAGUGAUAGAUCAUAUCAUGGUCCAUGUGAAUUGAUUGUUGACAAUGACCUCGACUAUAUUGAUAAAAUCUGUAAUUCAUAUUUCAGUGUAGAUUAAUUUUGGAACCAAUAUCCACGUCUAACGCUUAACUAUUAGUACGAGGUCAAAUCACGAUCAAGAUUAUAACUAGAAUUAACUGUUUUAAUGCAAAUUACUAUGAGAGCUUAAUUGUAAAAUAUUACAAAUACUGUAAGCUUCAUCUCAGAUAUAGCAAUAAGACCCAUAGACAAUGUAACAUGUAUACAAGUAUGUAUCAAAAUGUAUAAAUUGUGCCAUUCCUUUUUGGACUAGGGCACUUGUGGCCUAGUUCAUAGCCAUAACCGCGAUGUCUGCAUUUUCAAGCCGCAUCUGAGGGUUCACUGACGUAAUGUAUUCAUACGCUGUAUUUUGAUUGGAUUGCCGUUAGCGAAUUUGAAUAAUCAAAGUAGUACCAGAACUGAUUACAAUCACAAAAUCCAAUAAAUAUAGUUCUCCUAACAAUUCAAGCUAACUGUAUGUUCUUUUAAUGAAGCACACUAAAUGCAUACGUAGCGAGUGAGUUACUCGGUUUAACCACAUGAAUGUUCUUGCAUACGGUCAGAUUAUAUGCAAUAAGAAUAUGAACAUAUUGGAAAAGUACGCAUGGAGGUUUUUCCGUUCAAUGCUCUGUAUUGAUAUACUGGUACCCUCUUUCGCUUUUAUCCGAAAAGAAAUUAGUAUCAGCUAACUGUGGUGCCCGUCGCGCAUUCGAAAUGUCUUGUGAAUUCAUACGUAUUAAAAGCGAAUAAAGCGUGCGGUCUAAGUAGAAAACAACCAGGAAAGUUGGUUUAAAAAAAGUAGUGUUAUCCUUUGUAUACAAUGUUGGUAUUCCGAAGUCGGUCCCUGAUCUUUUUUUCGACAUAAUUUGCAUGUUGCCGUGAAUUUUUCUUUUCGUGUUUUUUCUUAUCGAUACAAAGUUUUUUUAACUAAUCAUCGCAUGGCACUUAGCAAUUUUUUAAAUACAACAUGAUUUUUGGUAUUUAUUGUUCAAAUACUAUUAAUGUUUACUAAAAACCAUAUGCCGCGUACCUGUAUAACUUUAUAUUUUUGAGGAAAAGUAAAUCAGGGUACCAGUGUACUUAUUGACCUCAAAAUUUACUCUGAUCAGAGCGGCCGAAUGAUUCAGACAUGUAUGUUAUCACUACUUCCGGAUGCUGAUGAUGUGAAUUUCAUAGUGUUUUAUUGAGGAAAUUUAUCAAUAAAGCCACCAUUGAAUGCUUACCACCAUCAAACGGAUUUAUUUUCAUCUUACCGAGGGUAGCAUUUUUAAUUUGACACGUUAAUUUUCAAGCAAUACAAGUUCGUUUGAAAAACUCAUGUGUUUUCAAUUGGAGAUAAAAAAAAUAUCAAAUAUGCGCAUACUUAUUUAUGAAGUUUCAUUCUAAAUGAAGCCAAAUAUAUGGAUAUGUGCACAGCAUCUGUGAAUAAGAUGAUUGUUUACCUAUGUGCAUAGAAAAAUCUUGGAGCCACUCUCAGUGUAAGUACAUGACAUUGUGAUAAACCAUCGCCAUGGUAUUGAUAAAACAAUCUUGCAUGUUCAAUUUUGAUUUCCUCUCUUACCUAAUGCACCAGUCAAUUGUUACCACGGCCCCCUCGAGGAUAUACCAGGGAAAAGGGCUGUGUUUUUACCUUUCAGGUGCCCUCGUAGCUAAAGAAAUUCAGCGAACACAUUAUAUAUUACCUUUUUGGACGUGUUGUAAACAUCAAAAAAUAAAUAUCAACAUUACAGUUAUGGAAGCCAGAACUAGUGUCCUCGCAAUGCUGGGUAAUUGCGGUGGUUUUGUCUUCCCUCAAAAUAUAUCAGAAAAUUGCUCUUACCUUAGAUCCCCGGGGUGUGGGGUUAUU
This is a messenger RNA of Mya arenaria, 2772 nucleotides long. Its product is annotated as neuroglobin-like. Bases 270 to 875 code for a protein of 201 amino acids. The transcript has 3 exons. The record is from RefSeq and is a predicted model, not a curated record. NCBI's taxonomy places the organism in Eukaryota, Metazoa, Mollusca, Bivalvia, Myida, Myidae. Gene Ontology annotation, molecular function: oxygen binding; heme binding.